This is a messenger RNA of Sorghum bicolor (sorghum), 1510 nucleotides long. RefSeq names its product myb-related protein 305. NCBI's taxonomy places the organism in Eukaryota, Viridiplantae, Streptophyta, Magnoliopsida, Poales, Poaceae. The record is from RefSeq and is a predicted model, not a curated record. The coding region runs from base 289 to 1242 and encodes 317 amino acids. The transcript is spliced from 4 exons.
CUGCCCACGCUUUUACCCUGCCUGCCCCGGCCGGCCUGGUGGGAUGCAUGCCACUGCGUGCAUGGAUGCAUUUGGCAUGCUGCAGUAGCAGUACUACUGCUCGCCUUCCGGCGCCCUCGUCUUCUUUAUUAACAACCAUGCGCCACACUAAAAAGCUCAAGCGGUUCCAUCUGCCACUCCAGUUCGUUUUCGUUCAGUUCCUGUGUGCAGUGCAGGCCGGUGCGUGAGAAGAGGUAGCCUUCAGCGCGAAGGCCGCAGGGCCGCGCGGGCUGGGAGAGAUACCAUACCAUGGGGCACCACUCCUGCUGCAACAAGCAGAAGGUCCGGCGGGGCCUGUGGUCGCCGGAGGAGGACGAGAAGCUCAUCAAGUACAUCACCACGCACGGCCAUGGCUGCUGGAGCUCAGUCCCCAGACAAGCAGGGCUGCAGCGGUGCGGCAAGAGCUGCAGGCUGAGGUGGAUCAACUACCUGAGGCCGGACCUCAAGAGGGGAAGCUUCUCGCAGCAGGAGGAGGCCCUCAUCGUCGAGCUCCACAGGGUGCUUGGCAACAGGUGGGCCCAGAUCGCCAAGCACCUGCCUGGUAGAACCGACAACGAGGUGAAGAACUUCUGGAACUCCACCAUCAAGAAGAAGCUCAUCUCACAGGCUGUGGGCAGCCUCCACCCCGACCUGUACUACAACAUUCUGGAUGGAGCUGCAGUGCAGGGCCUCGCGGCCGCCGGAUGCGCGCCGCUGAACGGGGCGGCGGACAGCGCGUCAGCUCAAGCAGCGGUGGGCGUCACGCAGUCUCCUCCUCCUAUGCUGCACAACAACCCCGCGGCGUGGUCGGAUUUCGGCUCCCAGCCGCUCUUCCUCCCCGGCCACGGCGGCAUCCAUGGGGGCGGCGGCGAUCUCCAGUACGCCGCCGUCGACGGGGAGUUCGUCAAGCAGUGCCGCGCGGCGGACUCUUACCCGCCGCCGGAGGACGGCGGCGGCUACGCGAGCCAGUGCAAGCCACCACCAGCUGCCGAUGUCGUGCCACAACAGGAAGGCGCCAUGGCGCGGAGCCUGAUCCCGGCGGUGUUUCUUGAACCCAACAAGUGUGCCGCUGGCGAUUUCAUGCCCGAACCGGCUAUGGCUCCAGUGAUGGACUUCAUGGAAGCCAUCCUGGCGGGGUCGUCGUCGACGUCGGCUGCCAGUGCUUCCUCUCUCGACAGCUUCUCGGCGAACGCCGGCAUGCAGUCUCAUUGUUGGAUUCCCUGAAUUCUUCAAUUCGUCUUAGCACUUCAAUUCGAUUCGAUAGAUGGACGAUUCAAUUCAUCAUCAAGCACUAAGUAUCAGAUAUAAUUAAGUAUAGAAUUUAUGAAAUAAUCAAUAGAGUUUUAGGUUUCUCUCAGGGUAGUAACAACAUAUAUAAGUUACAUGUGAAUAUGUUUACGUAUAUAACGUUAAUGUGUAGUCAAGGUAAGUAUAUAUAUAAGUGGGUGUCAGUCACGUGCAAAGAAGGAAUAGUACUUGAAACUCCUUUACA